Messenger RNA from Ooceraea biroi (clonal raider ant), 2737 nucleotides. RefSeq names its product eukaryotic translation initiation factor 5. Gene Ontology annotation, molecular function: eukaryotic initiation factor eIF2 binding; GDP-dissociation inhibitor activity; translation initiation factor activity. The record is from RefSeq and is a predicted model, not a curated record. Gene Ontology annotation, biological process: translational initiation; formation of cytoplasmic translation initiation complex. NCBI's taxonomy places the organism in Eukaryota, Metazoa, Arthropoda, Insecta, Hymenoptera, Formicidae. Gene Ontology annotation, cellular component: cytosol.
UAAUUAUGUUAAAUAUUUUACAUAAUUGAAAAUAAUUAUAAAUACAUACUAAAUUUUCAUAAAACAAAUUUAGAAUCAUAUCUUAAAACAUCCUCGAAAUAUCCUGAAUCGUCCUGGACAUAUUCAGGAUAAUCCUGAGGACAUUUUGUGCUGUCUGGGUAGGGAUGGGCGAAAUUUGGAAAUUUUGUUGCUAUCGCUCGUUCCGUUUUCCAUUCUGCAUAUGUAUUUUCUAAUGUUGGAAGUCUCUGCUUCUAUUGCCGUGCCAUCGCUAUCACUAUCGCUUUCGCUUUAUAUUAUCGCCUGCUAACUUUUUAACGAUAAUUUCGCUAUCGUUAUCAUUACAGAAUCGCACUUCUGCCAGUUCUGCCCAUUUAUUUAUCACUAUCGCUAUCGACCGGACGGACUUCAAACUGUUUUUCUAUUUCUAUCAAACUGUCACUGGCCGGAAGCGUGCAACAGAGGGGAUUUCCAGAGGGGAAGAAUCAGGACGAAGACAAUACUUCGACUUGAACGAAAGAAGAUUGAUCGCUUACUCGACAUCAUCAGCCGCUUGAGAGACGAUCUUCUUGUUGCGAUUUUUUAAUACUUUCACAACGAAGUCUCAUCAGAGAUUAUUGUCAAUCGGAAGAGAAGUUCAGUUUGUCAAAAGCAAGAGGAGACGGAAACAUCAGUCACGAUGGGGAGCGUGAAUGUUAACCGCAAUGUCAGUGAUGCCUUCUACCGUUACAAGAUGCCGCGGAUUCAAGCAAAAGUGGAGGGCAAGGGAAAUGGCAUCAAAACGGUAAUUGUUAACAUGGUGGACGUAGCAAAGGCGAUCGGCCGUCCAGCCACAUAUCCAACCCUAUACUUUGGCUGCGAACUGGGUGUCCAGAUACAAUUCGACUUCAGGAAUGAACGCUUUAUCGUUAACGGUUCGCACGAUGCCACAACACUUCAGGAUUUGCUGGACGGUUUUAUCCGGAAAUAUGUUCUCUGCCCUGCUUGCGACAAUCCGGAAACCGAGCUGAUGGUCAGCUUAAAGAGGGGCGCAAUUUUCCAAGAUUGCAAGGCUUGCAGCCAUCAUGGUCGCAUCAUGGAGCGCAACCACAAAUUGAACACGUACAUUCUAAAAAAUCCGCCAAGCUUGAAUUCAGCAGUGCAAGGUAGUUCAUUAACGGAAGGCAAUCGCUCGAAACAUGUCAACGAAGAAGCUGCGACUGCGGCCACUGCUGUCACUGCCAACGACAAUGAUCAAUCUGGUUCUCUGGAAAAUGAGCUCAACAACUCUGCAGACAUCGUGGUGGAACCACCGCCUGAAAGAACGGUGAGGAAUAAACUAACAAAGAAAGGAUACUUAACAAUGACAAGUAAAACAAUCUUAAUAUUAUUAGGGGCAAUUGCUAUAGCUGCUAGUGCAAUACCAACAGUAACCACUGCAAGUCCACGUAAAAGACAAGAACCAUCACAAACAUCAGAAGAAAUAAGAAAAACAAUUGAAAAAACAACUGAAGGAGAACAAUUAAUUGUCAUUGAUGAUGAACAAAACAAUUUCAGUAAUUUAAAAAUAAAUAAUAGUUAUGAACAAAAAACAACUGAAGGAGAACAAUUAAUUGUCAUUGAUGAUGAACAAAACAAUUUCAGUAAUUUAAAAAUAAAUAAUAGUUAUGAACAAAAAACAACUGAAGGAGAACAAUUAAUUGUCAUUGAUGAUGAACAAAACAAUUUCAGUAAUUUAAAAAUAAAUAAUAGUUAUGAACAAAAAACAACUGAAGGAGAACAAUUAAUUGUCAUUGAUGAUGAACAAAACAAUUUCAGUAAUUUAAAAAUAAAUAAUAGUUAUGAACAAAAAACAACUGAAGGAGAACAAUUAAUUGUCAUUGAUGAUGAACAAAACAAUUUCAUUAAUUUAAAAAUAAAUAAUAGUUUUGAACAAAAAACAACUGAAGGAGAACAAUUAAUUGUCAUUGAUGAUGAACAAAACAAUUUCAUUAAUUUUAAAACAAGUAAUAGUUAUGAACAAAAAACAACUGAAGGAGAACAAUUAAUUGUCAUUGAUGAUGAACAAAACAAUUUCAGUAAUUUAAAAAUGAGUAAUAGUAAUGAACAAGAUCAAGAUAUAACUACUCCAUCACCUGAAACAAAAGAAAGAGGCAGAAUUUCUACUGCAACUUUUCUAGGAAUAUUAGCAGGUCAAGCAAUAUUGAUAAUAAUUAUUUGUCAAACAUGUGGAGGAUCAUGUAUAGGUAUCCUAUUAAUUGGUGUUCUUAUUAUAAGUGCCUUUGGUCUUAUAGUUAGUUAUUUUUACUAAAUAAGUAUAAAUAAUAAUAAGUAAUAAAAGUAAUUAGUUAUAAAUAAUUAUAAAUAAUAAUUUAUAAUAACUAAAACUUUUUAACGUAUAGGCUAUAUUAAUAUAAAAAAACUUCAAAUAAUGAAGUUUUUUUAUUUAUUUCAUAUUUCAAUUAGUUUUACUAAUAUAAGAUCAUUUUCCUUUUUGAAAUUAUUGUUAACUUUAAUAAUUUUUUGUUUAUUAUUAUAUUAACUAUUAUAAAAUACAAUCUCUCUGUACGUGGUAUGGUAUGUUUAUAUUUUUCAUUAUUUUGAACUUUCUAACUCUGUCUCGCAAUAUUGUGUUGUAGAUUAAGCUCUUUAUUUUUUUGUUGAUUUUUUAUUUUCCAGUAAUAAACAGGUUUAUUGAAGAAUUACUAUUAUAUUACGAUUUUCUUUAUUUAAAUCAAUAAAGGGUUCUUUACCAGUAAAA